This is a messenger RNA of Cyprinodon variegatus (sheepshead minnow), 2248 nucleotides long. RefSeq names its product dihydroorotate dehydrogenase (quinone) (gene dhodh). Gene Ontology annotation, biological process: 'de novo' pyrimidine nucleobase biosynthetic process; pyrimidine ribonucleotide biosynthetic process. The coding region runs from base 95 to 1294 and encodes 399 amino acids. The record is from RefSeq and is a predicted model, not a curated record. Gene Ontology annotation, molecular function: dihydroorotate dehydrogenase activity. The transcript has 9 exons. Gene Ontology annotation, cellular component: cytoplasm; mitochondrial inner membrane. NCBI's taxonomy places the organism in Eukaryota, Metazoa, Chordata, Actinopteri, Cyprinodontiformes, Cyprinodontidae.
UCGCGAGAAGAUGUGGAUGACGCGAGAGUGUUUUUGUAACGUUUAGGAAAUAGAACCGCGCGGUGCCCUUUGCAGCUGUGAAACAGUUGCGUCCAUGGCGGGACGAUUAAAGAAACAGCUGAAAGAGGCAGUAAGGAUCAUCGGCUCAGGCAGCUUUUUGUUUGCUUCCUACCUCACGGUGGUUGGAGAUGAGCGCUUCUAUGCCAACCACCUGAUGCCUCUGCUGCAGAGGCUUGUGGGUGCAGAAACAGCACAUGUGUUGGCAGUGAAGUUAAUAGGACUGGGUCUGGUUCCUCUAAACCGCUACCAGGACCCUGCAUCACUGGAAGUAAAUGUACUUGGACUCAAGUUCAGAAACCCUGUUGGGAUUGCUGCAGGCUUUGACAAGAACGGCGAGGCUGUUGAUGGCUUAUUCAAAUUGGGUUUUGGUUUUGUUGAAGUUGGUACCAUCACUCCGAAACCUCAGGAGGGGAAUCCUAAACCGCGUGUGUUUCGUCUCCCUGCAGAUCAGGCAAUUAUCAACAGGUACGGAUUCAACAGCUGUGGUUUGUCUGAAGUCCACACAAGGCUAAAGGCUAGGGGGGAAAUGCAGCAGGAGCACAGUAACACCGGCCUGCCCCUUGGCAUCAACCUGGGGAAGAACAAGCAUUCCCAGGAUGCUGCUGCAGAUUACUCUGAAGGGGUGAGAGCUCUGGGCCCACUUGCUGACUACCUGGUGGUCAACGUCAGCAGCCCCAAUACGCCAGGUCUGCGAGAUCUGCAGGGGAAGGCUGAACUUCGCCAGCUUUUACGCACGGUGUUGAAAGAGCGUGAUGGUCUGCAGGAAGAACGCAAACCUCCAGUCCUGGUUAAGAUCGCUCCUGACCUCUCCGCCCAGGACAAGCAGGACAUUGCAGAUGUUGUUGCUGAGUUGGGAGUGGAUGGUCUGAUGGUGUCUAACACCACUGUGUCCAGACCAGAGGCACUUCAGGACCCACACAAGUCUGAGACUGGUGGGCUAAGUGGCCAGCCCCUUAAAGACCUCUCCACUAGGACUGUCAGCGAAAUGUACAACCUAACCAAAGGCAAAGUACCCAUCAUUGGAAUUGGUGGCGUGGCCAGUGGGCAGGAUGCAAUGGAUAAGAUUCGUGCCGGUGCUUCUCUGGUGCAACUUUAUACUGCUUUGACCUAUCAGGGUCCACCUGUAGUGAAGAAGAUAAAGCGAGAACUGGAGAAGCUUCUUAAAGAUCAAGGUUUCAGCUGUGUAUCCGAGGCUGUCGGCGCAGAUCACAGGCAAGAAGAAAAAAAAUCUUAGCACACACUCCCAAGGCUCUGCAACACGUGUACCUGUCUCCUCCAUCGACGCUAAAUAAUCAGCCUUCUGUCAUAUACUUGGAUUAACUUCUAUCGUUUGUUUUUCCAUUCUGAUUUUCAGGAUGGCAAAUGAAUGAUCUGUUUUUGUAUUUAGGUUCAAAGUUUGAAUAAAUUAAAUGAACACCUUAACAAUACAUCUUCAAUACUUUACUGUGUUUUUUUGGUUUUGUUUACAGUAUUAAAAAGCUGAUUUGCACUGCAAAAAAAUGAGAAGUCAAAUAUUCAAAUGUGUAUUUGCACUUUGUUUUUGCAGGCAAGUAAAAUCAUCUGCCAGUGGAAUAAUGUGGCCUCUAAAAUCAAAUAAUAUGCUGGAGCUAACAUAAUAUGAUGAAUUUGUUUUGGGUUUUUUUUUAUUUUGAGGUUGGUAAUAAAUAUUCAAUUGAAAGAUCAUUUUACUUGUCUUCUCAAAUUAAGUGCUGAUAGACUUAUUAAAGAACUUUUUACAUACUUUUUCCAUUUUCUGCAGUGUGCUACCUGAUUGUAGCAGGUCAUGUUUUGUUACAGUGUAACAGCAGUUAGUGUUUUUAAACUUCAUAAAAACACCAAAGUGCUUUAAUGUAUGUUUUAAUGGUACAAAUGUGUUUGCCAUGUUUGUGUAAAGAACUAAAUUGCCAUGAUUAUGUUCUAAUAAACAAAACUUGAUGGAAUUAUUAAAUAUAAUUGGAAAACACAAACACAGAUUUUCACAUGGCUCCUUCUUUUCAAAUAUCAUCAGUUAUAUCUGGCAAAGUGUGAAAACUGUAAUACUGCGGUUAAAACUAAAUCCUAACUAACCUCAUUCAGGUUGUAACGAACAAGGCGACUCCUGCUUGAGGUUCAGUAUUUUAAAGCUGAUUUAGUUCCACUAUCAUGGGAUGUUCAUUUGUCAAAUUGAUUUCCAAGAUUUCCAGCAAUG